UGUGAUGUCUAUUACGCUCGUCGGUGUUAAUUAAGAUAAAUAUAUAUUAUAUACACAGACACGUUUUUUAUAUUCAUGUAGUGGUAAAUAUUGAAUAGUAUACGUUACGUGUAUGUUUAGUACGUAUGUAUUUAUCUAUCAACAUGCAUUAUUGACUAGUUAUAAUACAAACAUUUCAGUUCACAAAUACAUUAAAGAAAAUGAAUAAUUCCAACAUAGACAAGCUACGUCUCAGCUAUAAUAUCGUGCCAAUGUCUUUCAAUGAUGACAAUGAUAGACAAAAAGUUAUCGAAUUUAUAAAAAAAUUUUUCUUUCAACAAGAACCAUUGAUAAUGUGUAUACAGUUAUUUAAAGAUGUCGAAUCAGUGGAUAAACUUCAAAAUCAUCUUUUCAAAACUUUGGACAAUGGUUUAACUUUCAAAGCCGUUUCUUCGGAUGGAGAUUUGAUUGGUGUUAUUACCAACGAAAUAAUUGAUCGGAAUAAUGAAACACGAAGUAAUUGUAGCAGUAACAACAAAGAUCAAGUGGGAAGUUUAAAAUUCAAUGAGUUCAUGAAACUUUUUCAAAAAAUCGAACAAGAAUCAAAUAUGUUUGAAAGGUAUCCAGAUGUAAAUCGGGUAAUGGAUAUUAAAGCGGUCGCUGUGAAUGAAAAAUUUAGAGGUCAAGGAGUUUGCAAAGCACUUUUUUAUAAAUGCAAGGAGUUGGCAUUAGAAAACAAAUGCUCAAUGGUCCGCGUCGACUGUAGUAGUUAUUUUUCUGCUAGUGCAGCAGAGAAACUAGGAUUUCAAUGCAUCUAUUCCUUGAAUUAUGAAGAAUAUAAAAAUGAAAAAGAUGAAGUGAUAUUUAAUUCUUUACCUCCUCACAAACAAUUUAAAGUUUAUGUAAUUUCUAUUGAAAAAUUCUUUGACGCAGAUUAAUUAAAAAUUAUUAUGAUAUAUAUAUAUAUA
Messenger RNA from Rhopalosiphum maidis (corn leaf aphid), 947 nucleotides. Its product is annotated as dopamine N-acetyltransferase-like. Gene Ontology annotation, molecular function: N-acetyltransferase activity. The record is from RefSeq and is a predicted model, not a curated record. Lineage: Eukaryota; Metazoa; Arthropoda; Insecta; Hemiptera; Aphididae. The transcript is spliced from 4 exons. Bases 201 to 917 code for a protein of 238 amino acids.